Raphanus sativus (radish) is the source of this 1319-nucleotide messenger RNA. Its product is annotated as LIM domain-containing protein PLIM2c-like. The record is from RefSeq and is a predicted model, not a curated record. Gene Ontology annotation, cellular component: plasma membrane; actin cytoskeleton. Gene Ontology annotation, molecular function: actin filament binding. The transcript has 4 exons. The coding region runs from base 180 to 827 and encodes 215 amino acids. Gene Ontology annotation, biological process: actin filament bundle assembly. NCBI's taxonomy places the organism in Eukaryota, Viridiplantae, Streptophyta, Magnoliopsida, Brassicales, Brassicaceae.
AAUAUAGAUGAUUAAAUAUGUAAAGGGUUCUCCUCAUUCAAAUCUCAACCAUUAGAAGAAAAAAACUCAAUUCUGGAUUUUGAACAAAGGCAGAAAGCUCAUAAGGAUUGAGAGAACGAACUUGAAUUUCUUUUGUGAUCCACUGAUCUGAAAGCAAAGAAAAAAAGAGAGAACGAACAAUGGCGUUUACAGGGACACUAGACAAAUGCAAGGCGUGUGACAAGACGGUAUACGCUAUGGAUCUGAUGACUUUGGAAGGUAUGCCUUACCACAAGUCAUGCUUCAGGUGCAGCCAUUGCAAUGGCACUCUCGUGAUUAGCAACUACUCAUCCAUGGAUGGAGUUCUGUACUGCAAGCCCCAUUUUGAACAGCUCUUCAAAGAGUCUGGAAACUUCAGCAAGAAUUUUCAGACAGCAGGAAAGACCGAUAAAUCAAAUGAAAUGACGAGGGCUCCAAGCAAGUUAUCAUCCUUCUUUAGCGGAACACAAGACAAAUGUGCAGCUUGUAAGAAAACUGUUUAUCCUCUAGAGAAGAUCACAAUGGAAGGAGAAUCUUACCACAAGACUUGCUUUAGAUGUGCAACCGGUGGUUGUCCAUUAACACAUUCUUCAUAUGCUGCUCUCAAUGGCAUCCUUUACUGUAAAGUCCAUUUCAAUCAGCUUUUUCUAGAGAAAGGUAACUACAAUCAUGUCCUUCAAGCCGCUGCUAACCACAAACGCACACCCGAAGAUGACAAAACUGAACCCAGCGAAAAUGAAGCAAACCCUACAGAAGAAGAAGCUUCUGGUGCAGUCCCGGAAGCAGGUGAAGAACAUCAUGAGUCCUAAGUUAAUCUUGGUCCUAUACACAUACAGUUUAUACAUUUUACCAUGGUCAAAAACAUUUUUAGGUUAAUCUUAAUAAAUACUUUUGACAAUUUGGGAACCAUACGACUUAUCUAUACUACUUCAUUAGAAUUUGGGGACAAAAACAAAUUAAUGUUUCAUCUGGUCAUGUAUAUCAUACGUAAAGCAAUGUAUUAAGCACACAUAUAAUCGUUAUUCUUGUAGACUACUAUGUGAAUGUCUUUAUGCAUGCAAUGAAUUACAAAAUAGCAUCUAAGCCAGCUCAAUCUCUAAGACAAUCAUUAUCGCAUUACAAUAAUUACUUUUGGUAGUUUAUAACAUUUCUUCAUACAGAAAUUCAGAACUCUGAAAGUUGCUUGCGAUCAAAGAAACAACCAGAAGGAGUUUCUUGAUGUGGAAGCGAAGCCAAUCUCACGGGACUUGAUGCUCCUUCUUCCACAGAUAAAACUCCAGUGUGAUAAUUCAUAUCCGUCU